AUGGCUUUUUUUUUUAAUGAUCUUAUUUACACGAAAAAUUUUACACCUCGAGAACAUCAAGUCGAACUUUUAUAUACCGCUAAAGAAAGAAAUAUUAUAAUUUGUUUGGGUAAAAUAGCUGAACAAACUUUUAUUGUUACUAAAUUAAUUCAAGAAUUAGCAAUAAAUAAUAGAAGACCUUUAUCUUCUAAUGGAAAAAGAACAAUUUAUUUACUAGAAGAUGAAGAGUCGUGUACUGCAAAAGCUAAUCAUAUUGAACAAGUUACAGACUUGAAAGUAAUGCAGUGUAAUAAUUUACUAAAUUUUAAUUAUGAGAAAUUUUAUUAUCAUACUGAAAUAUUAAUUUUAACAGUUCAUAUAUGUCAUGAACUCUUAAUAAGUAAAAAGAUUCUUCCAAGUCAAAUUAAUUUUCUUAUAAUUGAUAAGUGUCAUAAUUUAGUUACAAACAAUGAACUUAAUAGCAUUUUAAAUAUUAUUAGAUCCUGUGAUAAUGCAACAAAAAUAAUUGGUUUCGCUGUGCCCUUAUACAAUUUGACACAAGAGUCGGGACAAUUAAGUUAUGAAAUAGAUAGAAUCGAAUCUUUGCUUCAGUGUCAGAUAGAAACAGCUAGUGAUUUGUUAUCUAUUUUACGUUAUAGUCCUAAGCCAAAUGAAUACAUAUUAGAGUAUAAAGUUAAUGAAAUUAAGGACGCAGAAAAUUUUAUAAAAGAAUGUACAAGCUUUACUCUGGAUUUCUUAAACGAUCAUCGUUAUGAUCCGACAGAGAUAUAUAGCGAAGAAUUUUUAGAAGAUAUUAAAAAAAUUCCAAAUCCUACGCAAAAACCUUGUGAAAUAAUUCAUGAAUUUAUAUAUAUUCUUGAAUCACUUGGUCCAUGGGCUGCAGAUAGAGCAGCAUUAAUAUUGCUAAUGUUGGUAGAGAAACUUAAAAUAAAAACUCCUUAUGAAAGACAUUAUCUUUUAUUAAGUGUUGUUGCUACCUUAUUUUUGAAAAUACGAGCAUACUGUGAUGGUAUUUUCAGUGGCUUAAGCGAAUCUGAAAAAAUUUUCAAAUAUUCUACUCCAAAAAUUCAUAGACUUCUUGAGGUGCUUAAAACAUUUACACCGCCUCCUAAAAUUGAUAAUGUGAAAAGUGAUGAAAAAUAUGAUUUAACAAAUAAUAAAGAAAAAAACAUUAAUGAAAAGUCAUUUAAAAAUUAUCACAAGAAAGGUGAUGGUGGCUUUAAAAAAAUAAGAACUUUUCAUUAUUCACAUGGGCUGGCUGAUCCAGAUUUACUCUGUGGUGUCAUCUUUGUAGACAGUACGUUAACUGCUAAAGCAUUGUUUUAUUUAUUAAAUGAAUUGAGUAUGUGUGAAAGUAAUUUUCAUUUCUUAUCUCCACUUUAUAUAAGUGAAAAAACUAAUGACGAUAUUUUUUGUGGCAGAGAUAUAGAAUUAGGAUAUAGAAAACAGGAAGAAGUUUUAAAAAAAUUUCGGAUUCAUGAAUGUAAUUUAUUAAUUUCGACAGCUGUUUUAGAAGAAGGGAUUGACAUUCCGAAAUGUAAUUUUGUUAUGAGAUUUGAUUUUCCCAAAAAUUAUCAAUCUUAUUUACAAUGUAAAAGUAGAGCCAGAGCGACAGAUGCAUUGCAUGUUUUAUUGGUACCGGAAAAUGACUCUCGAGUAUACGUUCAAAAUUUAGCUCAUUAUCAUUAUAUUGAAAAGAUUUUAUUAUCAAAAUGUUCCAGUAAGGAAGCAAGCGAACUAGAAGAAUACGAAGCGGAUGUAUAUGAUUCGCUAAUACCAGAGUACAAACCCCUACCUGAUGUAGAUGCUCCAAAAGUCACUUCAAAAUCUGCCAUUUCAUUAGUGAAUAGAUACUGUGCAAAGUUACCAAGUGAUACAUUUACAAAACUAACUCCAGAAUGGAAAAUCCAUACCAUUAGCAAAGAGAAUUUCAACAUGUAUAUUUGCUCAUUGAGAUUGCCAAUAAAUUCACCUUUAAAAUAUACAAUAUCCUCGUAUCCAAUGCCAAAUAAAGCAUUGGCAAAAAGAAUGGCUGCUUUGCAAUUAUGUGUUCAUUUGCACAAAGAAAAUGAAAUAGAUGAUAAUUUAUUACCAGUCGGUAAAGAAAACUUCAAGGCUAACCCGGAAGACACUCAAAUACCAGCAUUACCAGAUGAUGAGAAAAUUAACAUUAUGGAUGCUCGUCCAGGCACAACAAAACGUAGACAGUAUUAUUACAAGAAAAUAGCUGAUGCACUAACUGGCUGCAAACCAGAGGUAGGGAGACCUUGUUACUUGUAUCAUAUUCAUAUGAUACUGAGUUGCCCUUUGCCAGAGGAGCAAAAUACAAGGGGAAGAAAGAUAUAUCCACCGGAAGAUUCAGACAUUGGAUUUGGAAUAUUAACACACAAAAAAAUACCAAAGGUCUGCCCAUUCCCAAUAUAUACAAGAUCUGGUGAAGUCCAUGUGAAUCUAAAACUAAGCAAAGAAUACUUAAUAUUGGAUAAUAGCCAAAUAAAUAAAAUCGUCUCUUUCCUCAAUUAUACAUUUACCAAUGUUUUAAGGCUACAGAAAUAUCUCAUGUUAUUCGAUCCAUACGCUUCGGAAAACUCGUAUAUUAUCGUGCCCGUAAAAAAAGUCGAGGCAACAUCCCAGGUAAUCGUUGAUUGGGAUUUCGUUGAGCGCAUCUACGCAAGCCGUAAUAGUAUGCCCAUCAGCAUGUCGGAAGAAAGUCGUCGGAAUUUCACCUUCGAUUCAAGCAAGUACCACGAUGCGGUAAUAAUGCCUUGGUACCGUAACCAAGAUAAGCCGCAGUACUUUUACGUAGCGGAAAUUUGCAAUCACCUGAAUCCUAAAUCCAACUUCCCUGGCGACGACUAUAGCACAUUCGAGAAGUAUUAUUUGACGAAAUACAAUAUACAAAUUCAAAAUUUAGAACAACCCCUACUCGAUGUCGAUCAUACCUCAGCUCGUCUCAACUUUCUUACACCGAGGUACGUGAAUCGCAAAGGAGUCGCACUGCCGACGAGUAGCGAGGAAACGAAGCGAGCUAAACGCGAGAAUCUCGAGCAAAAACAAAUACUGAUAGCAGAGCUCUGCGCGAUUCAUCCAUUUCCGGCGUCAUUAUGGCGGCAGGCAGUUUGUUUACCCUGUAUAUUGUACAGAAUAAAUGCCUUGCUGUUGGCUGAUCAGAUACGUCGCCAAGUGGCUCAAGCGAUUGCCCUCGGGCAAGAAUUUCUGGCAGAGAAUUUCGAGUGGCCCGCACUAGACUUUGGCUGGAGUCUUGCGGAUGUGCUGAAGAAAUCGAGGGAUAGCGAAAAGAAUAAUGUUGUUAAACAAGUGACUGAACAUCCAGUGAUCGAUUGCUCUAUUACUAAAGAAAACAACGUCGUGGAUUUGAAAGAGAAAAUUAAAAAAAAUGACAGUUCUUAUGUAGAUUCCGGUAGUGAUGAGCUCGAGAUAGGUACUUGGUCCAAUGAGAUGAUGAACAUGUCGCCUUUGAAUGGUGAGAACAAUUUAGCUGGACAACCCAGUUUCAAAUGGGGAAAUAUUAGAUACAGUUCAUCCACAUACGAUUCUGAAUUCGAUGACGAUCAAUCCGAUAAUAGCUGUAGCGAUGAUUUUGGUGACUACAGUUCUGACGAGAACAACGACGAAGACGAGGGCCUGCAGAUAGCCUAUACUGGCGAUAAUGUGGCGGAAGCAAUUGACAAAAAAGGCAAAGCCUUUGAAGCCGAAAAGUACAAAAUAAGCUGUAUAGAACAACAAGAGAAGAAUGAUUUUAUAGUAUGGAAUUUCCAAGGUUCAUAUGACACAGAUCUUUAUGAAAAGCACAAAUCGACUCAUAUAGAAAGUGUAAAGCAAAAUGUAUUGAUAAUAUUGAAUAAGGGUCAAUUUAUUUCGCGCAAUGAAGCUGUAGCAUUUGAAAGAAAAAAUGUUAAAAGUAAGAUUACGUAUGAAAUGAAUAGAAAACACGAGGAUUAUGUUAAGGUCAUAUCGAAUCAUUUUACACACGAAAUAGAAAAUUUUACCUUUAAAAAACAUAGUAAGCCGGUGGCAGUAGAUAUUUUAGAAGAAACUGUACAUUGUAACGAGGGAUCUUUUAGUUUUGAUUAUCAACCUAAUUUAGAUGGGCAUUCCGGUCCAAGUCCCAGCUUAAUAUUACAGGCUUUAACUAUGUCAAAUGCCAACGAUGGUAUAAAUCUUGAGAGGCUAGAGACAAUUGGUGACUCAUUUCUCAAAUAUGCGAUUACUACAUAUUUAUUUUGUACUUAUAACAAUAUUCACGAGGGAAAGUUGAGUCACUUACGUUCAAAGCAGGUAAGUAAUCUGAAUCUUUACCGCCUGGGUAGAAAAAAAAUGUUAGGUGAAAGUAUGAUAGCCACCAAAUUUGAGCCCCAUGAUAAUUGGUUGCCUCCGUGUUAUUAUGUACCAAAGGAGCUUGAGCAAGUACUUAUAGAAUCAGGUAUACCUUCGGCUAUGUGGAGCCAAGCAGAUAUACCCUUUGAUACUUUUAACGCGAUUAACGAACUCGUUAAGGAGACGGAACAGAAGCUUGAAAUUAUGAAGAGCGAACUUAUACAAACUGAAAAUAAAAAUUCUGGAAGUAACGAUCAAUUCCGCUCGUAUGUACCUUACAAUUUGAUUACCCAACAUAGUAUACCGGAUAAAAGUAUUGCUGAUUGUGUGGAGGCGCUAAUCGGUGCAUAUUUGAUUGCAUGUGGCCCUAGAGGUGCUUUAUUAUUCAUGACUUGGCUUGGUAUUCAUGUUUUACCUACCGAAGAAGUUUUUACGAUUCAAGAUUCUGUACCAGAAGUAAGAUCAUCAGGUAGCACACCUUACGUACAGGGAAUUAACGAAGAUGGACGAAAAAAAUGGACCCAAAUGCGUUAUAAAAAAUUACAGGAACCACCAAGCCCACUAUUUUACUUUAUUUCAGAACCAGAGAAUGAAUUAGAAAUUAUGUUGGAUGGAUACAAUUGUUUAGAGCAGUCUAUUGGAUAUACAUUUAAAAAUAGGAGUUACUUAUUACAAGCUUUCACACACGCAUCAUAUCAGCCUAAUCAUCUUACCGAUUGCUAUCAACGACUAGAGUUUCUAGGGGAUGCUGUCUUAGAUUAUUUAAUAACAAGACACUUAUACGAAGAUUCCAGACAACAUUCUCCCGGCGCACUGACUGAUUUGAGAUCUGCUCUUGUAAAUAAUAUAAUUUUUGCGUCGCUAGCAGUAAGAUGUGGAUUUCAUAAGUAUUUUAGACAUUUAUCUCCUGGUCUCAAUACAGUGAUCGAUCGGUUUGUAAGAAUUCAAGAGGAAAAUGGCCAUUCUAUUAGCGAAGAAUACUAUUUAAUAGGUGCAAGAGAGUUUGAAGAAGCUGAACAGGCAGAAGACGUCGAAGUCCCUAAAGCAUUGGGCGACGUCUUUGAAUCAUUGGCUGGUGCUAUUUAUUUAGACAGCAAUAUGUCCUUGGACGCCGUGUGGACUGUAUAUUUUAAAAUAAUGAAAUCAGAAAUAGAACAAUUUAGUGCGAAUGUACCUAAAUCCCCGAUUCGCGAAUUAUUAGAAUUAGAACCAGAAACCGCUAAAUUUGGCAAGCCAGAAAAAUUGGCCGAUGGUAGAAGAGUUCGAGUGACCGUAGAUGUAUUUGGUAAAGGUUCGUUUAAAGGUAUUGGAAGGAAUCAUAGAAUUGCCAAAUGCACAGCAGCAAAAUGUGCGUUAAGAAAAUUGAAAAAAAUUCAAAAUUGUGUCAAAGGAAGAAAAUAAUAUACAGUUGUAAAUAACACGCGUACAAUAAAAUAGUCAUGAAAUUGUUGAAUUAAUCAAACGACUAUUUAUUUUAUAUAAUUUAUUUUAUAUUGUAUAGAAAACGUAGAAAUUUGUAUCAAGACGAAGAUUGAAUUGCUUUUUGA
Ceratosolen solmsi marchali is the source of this 5885-nucleotide messenger RNA. RefSeq names its product Endoribonuclease Dcr-1 (gene Dcr-1). Bases 1 to 5739 code for a protein of 1912 amino acids. NCBI's taxonomy places the organism in Eukaryota, Metazoa, Arthropoda, Insecta, Hymenoptera, Agaonidae. Gene Ontology annotation, cellular component: cytoplasm; RISC-loading complex; nucleus. Gene Ontology annotation, molecular function: ribonuclease III activity; RNA binding; protein binding. The transcript is spliced from 5 exons. The record is from RefSeq and is a predicted model, not a curated record. Gene Ontology annotation, biological process: apoptotic DNA fragmentation; siRNA processing; pre-miRNA processing.